AUGAAUGGACAAGUGGUAGCCGGUGGUAAUGGCGAAGGAAAUCGAUUAGAUCAGUUGAAUCGACCAACCGAUGUGUUGAUUGACAGAGACACUGAUAGUUUCAUUAUCUGUGAUCGAGACAAUCGACGAGUUGUACGAUGGUCUCGUCGUAAUGGCACAAUUGAAGGAACAAUCCUUAUCGACAACAUCAAGUGUUUUGGAUUGGCCAUGGAUGAUCAGAGAUAUCUGUACAUCUCUGACACUAAAAAACAUGGAAUUAGACGAUAUCAAAUAGGAGACAAGAAUGGAACUAUUGUAGCUGGUGGUAAUGGCAAGGGUGCUGGUCUCAAUCAACUCAACUUUCCAACCUACAUUUUUGUUGACCAACAACAGACUGUCUACAUGUCGGACUACUACAAUCAUCGUGUGAUGAAAUGGAAUAAAGGUGCAAAAGAAGGAAUUAUCGUUGCUAGAGAACAAGGCGAAGGAAAUGCUUUGACACCGUUGUGGUAUCCUGAAGGACUGUUCGUCGAUAUGUUGGGUACCAUCUAUGUAGUAGAUUCAGUCAAACAUCGCGUAAUGCGUUGGUCUAAAGGAACGCCACAGGGCACUGUCAUUCUCGGUGGAAAUGGUCGAGGAGAAGGAGCGAAUCAGUUAAACGCUCCCAUCGGUUUGUCCUUCGAUCGACGUGGCAAUCUCUAUGUCGCCGAUGCUGGGAAUCAUCGUGUUCAACGCUUUUCUAUUGAGUAG
Rotaria sp. Silwood1 is the source of this 729-nucleotide messenger RNA. The record is from the annotation of a GenBank genome assembly. NCBI's taxonomy places the organism in Eukaryota, Metazoa, Rotifera, Eurotatoria, Philodinida, Philodinidae.